This is a messenger RNA of Ruditapes philippinarum (Manila clam), 824 nucleotides long. Its product is annotated as ATP-dependent DNA helicase PIF1-like. The record is from RefSeq and is a predicted model, not a curated record. NCBI's taxonomy places the organism in Eukaryota, Metazoa, Mollusca, Bivalvia, Venerida, Veneridae. The transcript is spliced from 4 exons. Bases 1 to 717 code for a protein of 238 amino acids.
AUGGCAAAUCUCAACAAAAAUCAGUCGUCUGCAUUAGAUGCUGUUCUCUCAGGCCACAAUGUCUUAAUCACAGCAGGAACAGGAAAGUCCUUCCUCAUUAGCGAAAUAGUUAAAACAUGUGAAAAUCAGGGUAAAAUUGUAGCGCUGACAUGCACAACUGGCAUCGCCUGCUCUGUAUAUACGGAUAUGACACUAAAGGCAAACACAUUGCAUCGCUGGUCAGGGAUAGAAGAUGCACCACAUAAGUUGUGGCUGAAAGUGGGUGCUGUAAUAUUACUAAGAAAUCUAUCAAAUAAGCUUGUAAAUGGCAUUAGAGGAGAUGUUAUCAGCAUUUCAGAAGAUGGACCAGUGGUGGAUUUUCAUUCAGUUGGAAUACAAGCUCCAAUGAAAAAAAUUCAAUUCACAGUGUUCAGCCUUAGAGAUAAUAAAGACAUUGCUGUGAGGGAACAACUGCCAUUAAAGUUGGCUUUUGCCAUAACAAUUCACAAAGCACAGGGAAUGACGCUUGACAUGGUUGAAGUGGAUUGCAGGGGUAUAUUCAAGCCUGGUCAUCUUGGAGUGGCUAUGAGCAGGGCUAGAGAUUUCUGUGGACUAAGAGUUACAAAUUUCACCCAACGGGCAUGCAUGCCACAACCUGACAUUGUAAAGGAUUUUAUCAACCAACCAUCACAGACAUUUUCUGAGGAUCUAAGUUGUUGUCAAGAAACAUUAAGGUAAAUUUAUACUGACCUUAGCACCUGAUGACUUUUAUUGGAGGUCUUUCAUUGACAGUCGAUGAAGCUCGACGUUUCAGUGGCUUUUUAAUAGCUGACUCGUAUAGCAUG